Messenger RNA from Plasmodium malariae, 1848 nucleotides. RefSeq names its product endomembrane protein 70, putative. The record is from RefSeq and is a predicted model, not a curated record. The coding region runs from base 1 to 1848 and encodes 615 amino acids. The transcript has 7 exons. Gene Ontology annotation, cellular component: membrane. Gene Ontology annotation, biological process: protein localization to membrane. NCBI's taxonomy places the organism in Eukaryota, Apicomplexa, Aconoidasida, Haemosporida, Plasmodiidae.
AUGAAUUACAAGUUUGUUUUUUUUCCUUUUUUUUUAUUCUCGUUCUAUUUUAUCAAAAAUGUCGAAGCGUACCUUCCUGGAAUGAAUCCGCGGGUGUACAAAGAAGGGGAUAAAGUUAUAAUUAGCGUGAAAAAUUUAUCAAGUCGAAGAGCCGUUACAAGUUUAGAUUAUUUUUCAUUUCCCCUUUGUUCAGCUGAUAACAUAAAUGGAGAUAAAUCUCCUAAUAUUUUCAAAAUAUUGUCAGGCGAUAAUUUACACAAUACAUCAAUAGAAACAACAUUUUUGAAAGAUAAGCAGUGUGCCUUUUACUGUAAAAUUUAUAUUGACGAUGAUGUUUAUAAUAAAUACAAACAUUUAAUUUUGUAUAAUUAUAAUAUGAUAUAUUCAGUAGAUAACUUGGAAAUAUUUAGAGAAGAUCCCAGGCGGAAGGGGUAUUAUUACACAGGCAUACCCAUAGGUUAUAUCAAAGAUAAGAGCUACCACCUGUACACACACUACAAAAUUACCAUACUGUAUAACAGCGAUGGGAAUCCUGACAAAAACUAUAUCGUAGGUUUUGAAGUAGAUUCUAGGAGUGUGGAUUUCUCAAUAAAUGAAGACUGCGUGAAUAACGAAAAUAACAUGGUUAUGGAUAUGGACAAAUACGUAACGUUCAAGUAUGAUAUAAAAUAUGUGAAGAGUAACAAAUCUGUGCGACAUAGAUCUGAGCAUUAUUACAGAAAUUUGAAUGAUCAGAGUAUGAUACAUUGGUUUUCAAUAAUAAAUAGUAUAAUAUUAGUAAUACUGUUGUCAUUUUUUAUAAGCACCUUAUUAAUAAAAACUUUACAUACAGAUAUAAAUAAAUAUAACAGAAUUAAUACAAAUAUAUUUGAAACGGAUGAUAUGGAUGAUAGAGGAUGGAAACUAGUACAUGGGGAUGUAUUUAGAAAACCAAGGAACUCAACUUUUUUUUCUGCAUUUGUAGGUGUAGGUAUUCAAAUAAUUUUUAUGAUUCUUGUUUGUUCAUUAAUAUUAUUAAUUGGAGUCUAUAAAUAUAAACAAAGAUAUAGAUAUAUACAAGUAAUGUUUUUUAUAUGGAUCUUUAUAAGUAGUAUAUCUGGUUAUUCUUCAUCAAGAUUAUAUAAAUUGUUCAAAAGCAAACAUGUAAAAUUAACAAUUUUCAGAACAUCCCUUAUUUAUCCUUUUAUUUUAUUUCUUAUCUUUUUUCUUAUUAAUCUUGUUUUACAUUAUGAACAUUCCAAUACUGCCAUAUCCUUUGCUUCUUUAACUUUUGUAUGCAUUUUAUGGUUUGGUAUAUCUGUUCCCCUUAUCUGUCUUGGGUCAUAUAUAGGAAACAAAAAAAAUCCAAUCGAAUUACCUGUACGUGUUAAUAAUAUUCCAAGACAUAUUCCCAAACAGCCAUAUUUAAAUUCUUUCUUCGCGUCAUCCUUCCUCGUCGGAUUAAUCCUCUUCGCAACGAUGUACACAGAGCUGUUUUUCUUGUUUACGUCCCUGUGGAAAAGCAACAUGUAUUACCUAUUUGGAUUUUUAUUUUUGGUAAUUUUCCUGCUGGGAUUGCUAAGUGCCCAGCUGUCAAUAGCCAUAACCUACUACACCCUGUCAUGCGAGGAUUACAACUGGUGGUGGAAAUCAUUUAUUGCUCCGGGAUCAUCUGGCAUUUUCCUCUUUUUAUAUUCGAUUUAUUAUUUCCUCUUUAAAUUAAAUAUAUCUACCUUUGCUGAAACCUUUAUCUACUUUGCCUAUUCCAUCAUUAUGUCUUAUACCUGUUUUAUUUACACCGGAACAGCAGGGUUUUUGGCGUCCUUCGUUUUUUUAAAAAAAAUAUAUUCAUCCAUAAAAGUUGACUAA